GAGAGGUUUUGUAAACUCGCAUUUUGUAACCUUGUCCAAUGUCUAUUAUUGAAAAUGUUAUACAAAUAAAGUUGAAUUGAAUGAAAUAAAACUGGGAAACGCAGAACCCUUGUGAGUAUUUAUUUUGAAUGGCACACAAUCAACCUGCAUAAUUAAUUAAGUCUAUACAUUUUAUGCUAUCAUUUUAUCACGUUUUUCCUUUUUGUAUAGAAUAAAAUGUGUAUUAGUGCCAUCCAGGGGUUACAUUUGGAUUUAGGAGGUGGUAAAAUCCUACUUCCUUCAUGGGGGCCAAUGGAAUUAAUACAUCCCUGUCUAAUCUAUUUGGGUUAAUUAAAUGUUUCAUUCUUAAGGAAAAAAAAUCCACUCUGAAUGACUUAUUAAUCUUUAUAAUUAAGAUAUAAUCUUAAAUUCCACGCAAUGAUUAUUUUUUAAUGAAAUUCUGACUUGACAUUUUAAAGUUUAAACUUUUUUCCUUGACACUUUCCUACAUUACCCACAAUGCUGUUAAAAGUGGUUUUCAACAGGUUUUUUUUUUUUUUUUUUUGCUAAGUGGUUUGGCAUACGGUCUCUUUCCAAAUUAUUUUAACAUCAUGAUAAAUCCUGACAAUGAAUGGGAAAAUCAUUAUCAUUAUCAGAAUUAUAUAUAUAUAUAUAAAUAUAUUAAAUAUAUAUAAUAUAAUAAUGUAUUAGAUAUUUUAAUUUAGAAUUUUGGCUUGUGUUUAUUUAAAAGGUCGAUUAAUACAGUUAUACCGUGCGACCGUGAUAAUUUUGGACAAGGUGAUCAUACCGUCAACACCUCUCACAGGGACGCGCUCAUGCUGCCGUGACUCCGCCCACUCUCCCUGACGUCACCUAUUCAAAUGAAUAUUGGAGCGGCGGCGAGUCCGGCGAGGUGAAGCACAGUGGAGGAGGAACUGAAGGAAACUGGGAGCUGGGCUGUGUUUUUCCCUUUCAUAUGAGCGCAGAGUCUCCAGCGUGAAGAAUGCGGACAGGACUAGGCAAACUACUGCUUUUACACGUGUUCCUCAUGGAGACUUUUUAUACUAAAGGGAGUGAGACAGCUUGUGAAACGGGACAGUUCCGGUGUAGAAACGGCAGGUGUAUUCCCACACCGUGGAGAUGCGACGACGACGACGACUGCUCCGACAACAGCGACGAGGAGCACUGCUUGAAGACCACAUGUUCUUCGGCAGAUUUUACCUGUAAGAGCGGACAGUGUGUGCCAGCUCGCUGGAAGUGUGACGGAGAGCCUGAAUGCCUAGACGAAUCUGACGAGGCUGAAUCUACCUGCAAUAAGCAGACAUGUCCACCCGAGAAGUUUGACUGUGGAGGCAACACGAACAAAUGUGUGUCUCUGUCCUGGCGCUGUGACGGGGAGACGGAUUGUGAAAACGGAGCGGAUGAGGAACACUGUGCAGCCGAUGCGAAGGUUUGUCCGCCGAAAGAGUUCCAGUGCCGGAACGGCAUGUGCGUGGCCCCAGGCUUUGUCUGCGAUGGUGACGAUGACUGCGGAGACAACAGCGAUGAAGAGAAGUGCACAUCACACACAGCCACCACAUGCAGUCCUCAGGAGUUCCGCUGCAACAACUCCGAGUGUAUCCCGGCUCUGUGGAGCUGCGACGGCGACCCUGACUGCAAGGAUAAAUCAGACGAGUCGGUGGAGCGCUGUAGCAGCAGGAACGAGCCGCAGAAGCCAGGCUGCCCAGCUGGAGAGUUCCAGUGUGGCAGCGGAGAGUGCGUCCAUCUCAACUGGAAAUGUGACGGGGACCCGGACUGCAAGGACAAGUCCGAUGAGACAAACUGUCCUCUGCUUACCUGCAGGCCGGAUCAGUUUCAGUGUGGCGAUGGCUCCUGCAUUCACGGCACUAAACAGUGUAACCGUGAGCACGAUUGUCCAGACUUCAGUGACGAAGCAGGCUGCAUCAACAAGACUACUAAAUGCGAAGGGCCGCUGAAGUUCAUGUGUAAUAACGGAGAGUGUAUUGAUAGCAGCAGGGUGUGUGACAACAUCAAGGAUUGUAAGGACUGGUCAGACGAGCCUAUGAAGCAGUGUGGCCUCAAUGAAUGUGCCAAUAACAAUGGUGGCUGCUCUCACAUAUGCAGGGACCGGCGGAUAGGCUACGAGUGCGACUGUCCUUCAGGUUACACGCUGCUGGAUCAGAGGACUUGUGGAGACAUAGACGAAUGUGAGAACCCAGACGCCUGCAGUCAAAUUUGCAUCAACUACAAAGGCGACUACAAGUGUGAAUGCUACGAGGGCUAUGAAAUGGAUCCAGUUUCUAGCACGUGCAAGGCUGUGGGUCAAAGUCCAUACCUGAUGUUCACCAACCGCCACGAGAUCCGGCGGAUUGACCUGGUGAGGAGGGACUACACGCAGGUGGCACCCACCCUGAAAAAUGCUGUGGCAUUGGACGUGGACGUCACCACAAACAAGAUGUACUGGUGUGACCUUUUCCAUCGCAAGAUCUUCAGUGCAUACAUCAACAAAGCCAGUAACUCAUCUGAGCAGGUCACGCUUAUCGAUUCAGCACUACAUUCCCCAGAAGGCAUAGCUGUCGAUUGGGUCCACAAUAACAUCUACUGGACUGAUUCCGGACACAAAAGCAUCUCCGUUGCUACUACUGAUGGAAAAAAGAGAAAAGUGUUGGUUGAUAAUGAGCUGAGGGAACCACGGGCGAUUGCUCUUGACCCCAGACAAGGGUUCAUGUACUGGUCAGACUGGGGGGUGCAGGCUAAAAUUGAGAAGGCUGGGCUGAAUGGCGUGGACCGCCAGGUGCUGGUCUCGGAGCGAAUCGAAUGGCCUAAUGGGAUUACUUUAGAUUUGUCCAGCAGACGUCUGUACUGGGUAGACUCCAAACUCCACCUCAUCUCCAGUGUGGACCUGAAUGGGGAUAAUCGCAGGGUUCUGCUCUCGUCUACAGAGCACCUGGGCCACCCGUUCGCCCUCACGCUGUUUGAGGACCGAGUAUAUUGGACCGAUCUGGAGAACGAGGCUAUCUACAGUGUGAACCGGCUAACAGGCCAUGAUAUAUCCAUGCUGGCGCAGCACCUGAACAGCCCGCUGGACGUGGUGGUGUUCCAUGAGCUCCGGCAGCCCAAAGCUCCAGACAGCUGUAAUAUGGGGAGUUUGCCCAACGGAGGCUGUGAGUACCUGUGUCUGAGAGCGCCGCAGAUCACAGAGCACUCGCCCAGAUACACGUGCGCCUGUCCUGACGACGCUGAGCUCGGCCCAGACAUGCGCCGCUGUGUCGCAGUACCAAAGCCCAAGACUACAACAACUACACCUUCUACGACCACAAAAACAGAGCCUUAUACACCUUCCACAGCUCCAUCAACCACUCCAACUUCGACCAGUACCACCAGUAUGACGGCGUCUACUCCAAGUGCGCCAACUGCUUCAAGCACGCCUGCUCCUUCUACCACACACAGCACCACAGCUUUAUCUCUGUUAACCACACCACCUUCCACCACCGUGCAUUCAACUCCAGCACAAUCUCCCUCAAAAAGCAGCACUCAGAGCAGCACCACACUACCAUGGCAACGUCCCGUCUCCACCCAGAACACUACAGACAGCAGUCAAACACCCAGAUCCACCACCGUCUCUCCAAAAGACAAAUCAAACAGCGGGGACAGCAACCUCUCACACCGCGCUGCGGGUGGUCACUUCUUCCUAGGGAACAACAUCACCGUGGCAGUUCUGGGUGUCGUCAUCCCUAUAGUUCCUAUCCUUGCCACAGUGGUCCUCACCCUGGCGUGUACCGGAGGCUACCUGGUCUGGCGCAACUGGAGGCGGCGCAACACCAAGAGCAUGAACUUCGACAACCCAGUGUACCGCAAGACCACCGAGGAAGACGACGACGAGAUCCACAUCGGCCACAGCGAACAGAUCGGCCACAUCUACCCAGCCCGCGUGGCGCUCAGUGUGGACGAUGACGGAUUACCCUGAGGUUGUUUUCUCCUCCCCUCCCUCCCUCCAUCCCUGUGUCCAUCUAUCCACUUGUUUGGGACCAUCGGUCUGGUGGGGAGACUGCAGCACUGCACAGCAAAGCACAGAGAGAGCAGGACACACACACACACACACACACACACACACACGCAUGCACACGCUCUCUGUGGUGUAAGUGCUAUGUCCUUUAGAGGCUGUGUAGCUCUUCUCACUGAUUAGAGACUAACACUAACCUGUAGGUCUUCUAGCUCUAUUCUUUAUUACUGCGUCUCCGGCAGGAGCACUAGUAAUUAUUCCCCUUUAAUGAUGACCAACUUUACAGAACGCUGCUUCAUUAAGUAGAUACCGAGUCAUUUAAUUGCUGGUGUAAACUUGCAAAGUGUGUGGGCUGUGGGAGCAGGAAAGUGUGUGUGUGUGUGUGUGUGUGUGUGUGUGUGUGUGGGUGUGUGUGUGUGUGUGUGUGUGUAUGCACGCGUGCUUUAGAACAGGAGACAGGGGUGACCGUGACUAAUCUGCUUUGUUAGCACUGGACCAUUUUAUGAUGAAGACUUUUUGUGGAGCACACACACACACACACACACACACACACUGUAAAUUUCUGACGCAGCACUACAGUAUAUUAUGUUAUGUCUGCAGGCAGGUCUUAGAUGAAAUAAGAAAGGAAAUAUGACUUAUUAAAAAAAAAAAACAGUCAAUAGGAGAUAAAUGGUCAUGUCAUUCCUUGCAGCAUUCUUCUAGCACCACAUCAGCUGUAUUAAAUGUCUUCCCUACAUGACGGAUUCAGAGAGGGUUUUAAGGAUUUUAGGAUUUGAGGUUGAAAUUGUGAACGUGUGUCUUCAGAGCACCAACAACAGAGCUUCCCUGACCCAAAGCCUGUCACUCCUGAGCUCUUCCCACUCUCAUCGUCAUCAGCGUAUACUGACAAACGUACACUGCUCCUGAGCUUUCUUCUGCUCUCCAAUACAGCGUACACUCUCAGAUCAUUUAGUGUUCCUUGUCGCUGGAGUGGUUCCCUCAGUCGCAGGGGCACGGGAAGGUGUUUUACAUGGGGGUGCUGGAAUUUCAAGCAGCACAGAUCGGUUUAUCUAAAUGUGCUCAUUCUAAUACGUUAGCAUUCCUGUAACAGCUCAUUCGCAGGGACUUGUAUGACUUGAUUCUAUAAUCCAAGCCUAAUGAUAAACAGAUUCAAAGCAUCUUGUUGCAUAACAAAGAAAACGAUAUAGUCGUUGAUACGGUGAGGUUUUCUGUCUGGAGACGUUGUGUGUAUCACGCCACUCGUCUGUAUUCGCCACAUAAACUUCCACUUCCUA
Molecule: messenger RNA, 5256 nt
Organism: Ictalurus furcatus (blue catfish)
Lineage: Eukaryota; Metazoa; Chordata; Actinopteri; Siluriformes; Ictaluridae
Gene: lrp8
Product: low density lipoprotein receptor-related protein 8, apolipoprotein e receptor
Exons: 19
Coding region: 983-3946 (987 amino acids)
Molecular function (GO): protein binding; calcium ion binding
Source: RefSeq, a predicted model, not a curated record